Molecule: messenger RNA, 870 nt
Organism: Phialemonium atrogriseum
Lineage: Eukaryota; Fungi; Ascomycota; Sordariomycetes; Cephalothecales; Cephalothecaceae
Exons: 2
Coding region: 426-863 (145 amino acids)
Source: RefSeq, a predicted model, not a curated record
GUGCGAAACGUCACUGCUUGCGGUGUCCAUAUUUAACUCAGUGCCCAGGAUAUUCGUUUUACGACCUUUGACUUUUCUGGUGGACCUUUUGUCUAUCAUAGAAUUUAGAUAGCUGUUUGCACGCUGAUCUCAACCAGACUGGCGGAGUACGUAUUCAAGGUACCACCUUGCCGGUUCUCAGACGAGGCUGGCAAUUUUGCUCGGUUUAACCGUUGCUUUUGGGUCCUUGAAAAAAUAUUCCGUCCUGAAUGGUUGCGCAGCAGCCUGUGCCGACGAGUGGUUGACCAUUUCAUCGACCUCUUGAUGCAGUUGACGCCUUGGAGGCACCCAGUUCCGAUUUUCGCAAGAAGCUGGUACUCUUUACGGCUUAGCCGUGACAUCUGGAUCCUCUAAGAAGUCUCAAGAGACAUUGUGGAGAAAUCACCAUGUCUCAGUCUACGACUAGCAACAGCAUGCCCCCAGGCCACCAUGCUGAUGCCCCCCCAAAGGCAUCUGAGGACCCAAGCAAACGACCCCUCGCUACCGUCAAAUCCUGGGCGAAGCCCUGUGCGGUAAUGUAUGGCGGUGCAAUGGAUGGCCCCCUCAUUUGCGGCAAGGCGCUCGGAGUGUCAACCGACACAAACACGAGCCUCCUCUUAUCUACAACGGCCGACACGAAUCCGUGGAUGGGCUUCCAGCUCGAGUUCCCCCUUGACCCAAACAACGAGGAUGAGGGCUUUGGUAUCCGUUUCCAGAUUGACCGAUCACUUGGCAUGUAUGGACUCCCCAGACCGACCGAGAAGCACAGGGUGGUGAUCAAGUUCCCUCGCUGCCAAUUCGUGCAUUUCUUCCAACCCCUUGAUGCUAGCAGAUAUAACCCAUGAAUUCCAG